GAGUGAGAGACUAUGAUUGGAUGCCAGUGAUAGAGUAAAAGACUAAAGCAGCUUGUGAAUUUUCUUAGUUGCCAUGGGCCCUUGGGGGUCGAUCAAGUGGCACUGCUGACUCACAGAGGAUAGGACAGAAGACACAUGAAGAAACAACAAAACAAACACAAUUGACGAGAAGUAACUAAGGACAACAAGGCUUUUAUAAGUAACAGCGCAAGAGAAACAGUGAGGGGCACACAGGGUGAGCGCUCCGUCCAGAGGGGAGACGAUCUACAGCAGCGAGAGUGGCCGACAACAUCACCCAGAUCCAGCAGUCCAUCAUCUAUCCAUCCAUCAGUCAGUCCAGCCAGAGAGGAAGAGGCAGAGACAUGAAGAGACCUCACGACUACAGCUCCCCAGACUCGGACACAGACGAGUUUAUUGACGUGGGACAAGAAGACAGCUUUUGCCCAGUCACCGGGUCCAUGUCUCCUGGCAGCGCCUCACAGAUUCUUGCCCGAAAGAAGAGAAGAGGGAUCAUAGAGAAGAGGCGCAGAGACCGGAUCAACCACAGCCUGUCGGAGCUCAGGAGGCUGGUGCCAAGUGCUUUUGAGAAACAGGGUUCGUCUAAGCUGGAGAAAGCAGAGAUCCUGCAGAUGACUGUGGACCACCUUAAACUCCUGCAUGCCAUGGGAGGAAAAGGUUACUUUGAUGCGAGGGCUCUGGCAGUUGACUACAGGACCCUGGGCUUUAGAGAGUGUGUUGGGGAGGUGGUGCGAUAUCUCAGCUCCCUUGAUGGGGAGUCCCCGGACCCUAUAGGAGCCCGUCUGGUCUCCCACCUUUCCCACUGCGCAAGUGAGCUAGACCCUCUCCUCCUACAGUCACCUCCGGCCUCCGCCCUGCCCUUUCCUCCUUGGCCAUGGGCAUCUUUCCCUCAGAUCUCCCCCACCUCACAGGCUUCCUCCUCAUCUCCUUUCCCCAGUGGGCGAAGGGAUCUGGCCCUGCUGGGGAGCUACCCAUCGCCCGCCUCCCUCCGCCUCGCCCCGCUGGCCGGGUGCCAGCAGGGCGCACCACAGCUCCUCGCACCCACAGCCCUGGCAACCGUCCACAGGGUGCCCUCCCUUGCAGCGUCUCCGGUCCUUGGCCCUUCCAGACCGACCCAGCCGUCCCCUCACAGCGCCACUAGGGCCUCGCCUCUCCUCCCCCCUUCCUCUUCCUCUCCUUCUACCUCCUCCUCUUCUACUUCAUCAAAUUCUGCCCCACCGCAAGUUUCUUUCAGGCCAUUCGCACCUCUGGGGUCUUCAGCAGUGCAACGCAGGGGCUUGAACGCAUCAGCCAAGUCGGCCCAGGGAUGGGGGACUGAGAUCGGAGCUUUCUGAGGUUCGACUCUGAUUUUGUUUUCCAAAUGAACUCUGUACAGUGCACCUGGAGCUCCCAUGUGCACCAUGUAGCAAAUAUGAUACCUUUGGAGUAAGAAGUAUUGAACCUUUGAUGAUUGUCUCUGCUUUUGAGGGACUCUAAAAGCCAUAUCAGACUGUGGGUGAGGUUUCAGAUAAUCACAAACAAUCAUAUAUAAUGGAUUAAUGAAGGAAUGUAAAGGAAUAGAAGAUUUAAAUAAAUUCUCCUUGCUUGACAAAUACACACAUACACAGUGUCCAACAGAGCCAUAUAUAUAACGCUCAACAGAGUGACGUUGAGUUUUUACUGAAUUUUAACUGUGAUAUUUGUUUUUGUUUUCCAAAACAUUUAUACAUUUGAUUACAAUUUCCAAUUCUGAAGAAUGUUCGACAAAAAUCUCUAUAAAGACU
This is a messenger RNA of Morone saxatilis (striped sea-bass), 1781 nucleotides long. RefSeq names its product hes related family bHLH transcription factor with YRPW motif like (gene heyl). The coding region runs from base 363 to 1352 and encodes 329 amino acids. Gene Ontology annotation, molecular function: protein dimerization activity; RNA polymerase II cis-regulatory region sequence-specific DNA binding; DNA-binding transcription factor activity, RNA polymerase II-specific. NCBI's taxonomy places the organism in Eukaryota, Metazoa, Chordata, Actinopteri, Moronidae. Gene Ontology annotation, cellular component: nucleus. The transcript has 5 exons. The record is from RefSeq and is a predicted model, not a curated record. Gene Ontology annotation, biological process: regulation of transcription by RNA polymerase II; anterior/posterior pattern specification; regulation of neurogenesis.